AUGAAUCGAGUUUUUACAUGGGAAUUAACUUCAGACGAUAAUUCAACAUACUGGGAAGACAACAAUCAUGAUCUCAGCCUCUGCUUGACGUAUUCAAGAGAAAAUGGGAAAAAAUUCGUGAUCGAUAUAGAGUUUAUUGCAGGAAAUCCCAAAAACAUCUACAUCGAAGGAAGGCUUUACAUGCAGGUUCCAAACAACCAGUAUUUAGAAAUCGGUCGUCUUUUACCUCUUUUUUAUAAUUGUAAAUACCCCGAACACAAAGAGAUUUCAACAGAUAAAAUGCUUAUGUUUAAUCCUACGAACAAAUACUUAUUUAAAUAUUACAUUACAGAAACGAGACACCCCGUUCCUAAGGGUUUAGAAAAUAAGCAUAACCUGUGUUACUUCAAUGCCGCUAUUCAGCCAUUGGUUAACAUCCCUAUCUUCCGAAAAUUCAUAUUCGACAUUCCAAUUGGUGAUCGCAGCCUUGCAGAUAACGUUGUUUUAAGUCAAUUACAGCGGUUGUUUGGUCUGAUGCAAAUUUCUCCAUUCCAGACACACAACAUCAACGACUUAGCUGCAUCGUUCGGCUGGGGCCAAGAUUUCAAGAAUUAUCGAGCAGAUUCAAUCGAAUUUCUUGAUUAUUUCUUUGAUCGUCUCAAAAUUCUUCUUCUAAAGUACCCGGAAAGCAACAGAAAAUUCUACGAUCUGAUCAAUACAGUCUACUCAAAUGAUACACAGUGCAUUUUUCAACCAAUAAUUCGAACUACACUUAAAGGAAAGACAUUGGCAGAAUCUGUCCAAGGCUUCUUCAAUGAAGAGAACAAUACCAGGCGAAUCGAGAAGCUACCAAUGAUCUUUUUCGUUCAAUUAGUUUAUGAUGAUUCUCUUGUCAGAACAUUCUCAUAUUCAACUAUUUUGGACUUGAAGCCAUAUUGUUCCAAUCAAGACCAAGUGGCCAAAUACAAGCUCAUUGGCUUCAUUGUCUACAAAGCACCGCAUUAUCAAGCAAUAGUUGUUAAUGAAAGCGGUCCUUUCAACAGAUGGUUCAACCUUUCAGACGAGUACGUUCGAGAAAUUGAGAAACAAACGAUCAUUAACUACAAUACUCCAGAAUCAGGUUAUGUCCGGUUAUUUAUCUUCGCUAGAACUUCAAAUUACAAGGAAAUCAUGACCGAAAUACCUGAUUCUGCCGUUCCGAAGGCAAUCCAUGACGAAAAAAACAUGUCAAUCAGUUCAUAUUACUUCAAAAACCAUAAAUCCUUUGGAUACUACACUAACGAAGAUCUAAUUGAAGUCUGCAAGUCAGGUUCAUGCAAGAUAUCUGAGAAAUUCAUUCACAGAGUCGAAGUUCCAGAAGAAUCAAAUGAAUAUCUCAAAUAUUUGAAAGAAGACCUUCAGAAACGUGGCCUUGAUAUUGAUCAAGAUGAAAUAUCAUGCUGGAUGACCGACAGAACAAACCAUUUACCAUUAUAUAAAAUUAUUUCAAUGGUCGACUACAAUCAACAAGUUGUUUUCGUUAUUCCCAACAAGUCAGAGCCAAUCCUUCAAGACGAAACAAAAACAAACAGAAUUUUAUUUUUCAUUUUAUAUUCUGCGAUUACGAACGAUUACAAGUACAUGGGAUUCGAAUUCUUCCAUGAAUCAUCAACACUAUCCGAUAUACGAUCACGCGUUUCUACUCUUUUGAAUGGCUGUAAUACAUAUAGAUUAUUUUAUAAGAACAACAGCUAUUUAGAAGAGUUAUUACCAGAAUCUGAACAAAUGGUCAAAGAUUUCGUAUCCAAAUCGUUCUUUUACGUUCAGAUUUACUCUGAUGAAGAAAGAUCAGCUUCUCCGAUCAAAUCCCAGCCAGAACUCGACUUCAUUAAGAUCGAUGAUCUCUGUCCAUGCAUUCUUUCAUCAGUAUCCAUGAUGAAAAGUGCAAUUACGAUUAAUUUCGUUGAUUUUUACGGUCAUACCGUUCCAUUGGCCAUUCCUCGCACUUUUACAUUCCAAAAGUUGCGAAAAUAUGUUCCAAAGGCAUUCAAUUCCUUGAUUUCCCAAAACAACGAAGAAAAAGAAGACGAUGAAGAGAAAAGUGUUGUUACAAUUGAUUUCAUGUUCAAAGAUCCACGAAUCAUGCGUCCAUGCGGGUUAAUCAUUCCUCCCAAUUACGAAGUCACUCAUUUCCCACAGAAUUCCACCGUAUUCUUCUCCAAACAGAGAUUGAUGCAGAAACAUUUCCUUUUCAUCAUCGAAAUCGUGAAAGAUCCAUUUAAUCCAAUUUUCAGAAGAAUCCAAAUCAUGAGUGGUACAGAUAUCGGAACAAUUGUUAAUAAAUUCCAGGAAGAAGAGCCAGGACUUGUUCCAGAUCAUAGAUUCUAUUUACUUCGCAAAUGGAACAACACAUUUUCUAUAAACACUGAGAAAUCAAAGAUCAGAACAGAAAUGACAGCUAUUGGAAAGAGUUCAGUUCUUGAGAUUAUUUCUCUUUCUCAUACACCUAAUGAAGAUGAAAUUGUUCUCAGAUGUUUUGUUUGUUUCUACGGAUUGGAUGGAAUCACCACAAUUCCAUCAUCAGAACCAUUCUGUGUCAUUGUCAACAAAACAGACGGAAAUUCUGAAAUCAAAACAAAGAUUUCUGAACAUUUACAAGUUAAGAAAGACUGGGAAUUCAAAGUUGCAUUGUUUGAAGACGGAACAAUCCUUCGUGUUGAUGAUUUAGCAAUUUCACUAAAGAAUCCACAGCAGUACUUCAUUGCACUCAGAGAUCCAGAUGCAGUUUAUGAUAACAAACCUAUUUCUUACCACAUGACAUAUGACUGUCUUAAGAUUUAUAAUUAA
Molecule: messenger RNA, 2805 nt
Organism: Trichomonas vaginalis G3
Lineage: Eukaryota; Parabasalia; Trichomonadida; Trichomonadidae
Product: Clan CA, family C19, ubiquitin hydrolase-like cysteine peptidase family
Exons: 1
Coding region: 1-2805 (934 amino acids)
Biological process (GO): protein deubiquitination
Cellular component (GO): cytosol; nucleus
Molecular function (GO): cysteine-type deubiquitinase activity; cysteine-type endopeptidase activity
Source: RefSeq, a predicted model, not a curated record